AAAAGAAUCGAACCGCCCUUCUAAAAAUAAUUUCCACCUACUCCUUGGCUCAACGAGAGGCUCCCCGAGAUUCAUAGAUUAGGAGGCUUUUAUCAGCCCUUGAAUCUAGUCUCUCUUCUCUUUUUGUUUUCUCGGUCUUCGUUGAACAAAAACAUGUCAGACCUAGACAGGCAAAUAGAGCAGCUGAAGAAGUGUGAGCCCUUGAAAGAAUCCGAAGUGAAAGCUCUUUGUCUCAAAGCCAUGGAAAUCCUUGUCGAAGAAAGUAAUGUUCAAAGGGUUGAUGCUCCUGUAACUAUAUGUGGUGAUAUUCAUGGGCAGUUUUAUGACAUGAAAGAGCUUUUUAAAGUAGGAGGUGAUUGCCCUAAGACAAAUUAUUUGUUUCUUGGAGAUUUUGUUGACAGAGGGUUUUACUCCGUGGAAACCUUUCUCCUUCUAUUGGCCUUGAAGGUGAGAUAUCCGGAUCGCAUAACGCUCAUUAGAGGAAACCAUGAAAGUCGUCAGAUCACACAGGUAUACGGAUUCUAUGACGAAUGCCUGCGUAAAUAUGGCUCUGUUAAUGUUUGGAGAUAUUGCACUGAAAUCUUUGAUUACUUAAGUCUUUCAGCACUUAUUGAGAACAAGAUUUUUAGUGUCCAUGGUGGUCUAUCUCCUGCAAUAUCAACUCUGGAUCAGAUUCGAACGAUUGAUCGGAAGCAAGAAGUACCACAUGAUGGUGCCAUGUGUGACUUGUUGUGGUCUGACCCUGAGGAUAUUGUUGAUGGUUGGGGUUUGAGUCCCCGUGGUGCUGGUUUCCUGUUUGGUGGCAGUGUUGUUACUUCAUUCAACCACACAAACAACAUCGACUAUAUAUGCCGUGCACAUCAGUUAGUUAUGGAAGGUUACAAAUGGAUGUUUAAUAACCAGAUAGUUACUGUCUGGUCAGCUCCCAAUUAUUGUUAUAGAUGUGGUAAUGUUGCUGCAAUUCUUGAGCUUGAUGAAAAUCUUAACAAGCAAUUUCGUGUGUUUGACGCGGCACCUCAGGAAUCAAGAGGCACUCCUGCCAAAAAGCCUGCACCAGAUUACUUUCUAUGAAAUGGAUGUGAAGCUUUACCUUUCCUACUUAAUUACACUUAAAUUUGUCGAUGAGAGAAUUUCAGUCACUUGACGCAUAUGUUCGCCUAAAAGCAGAACAGUAUUCAAUUGAUAGGCCGCUCGAUGAUUAGCGAGAGAUGCACUUUCAGUUUGUGAUUGUUCAGCUUGCCUUUGAUCAAUGUGUGCUUGUUGUAAUUGUAUGUGUGCGUGUUAAGUAGCUGUUACGUGCUACCAAAUCCAUGUAUUGCCCUGUGAUUUUAUCUCCUGAAGAAAAAGAGGGAAAGAGGAAGAGUGGGGACGAUGAUUCUUAACGAGAAUUUUGAAUAGGAACAGUGGGAGAGCGAGUUGUUGCAACUAUGAUUCUUAUAUGAGAAUUUCUCAAAUUGGUUUUGUUUAUCCUCAUCUUUGACCAUAAAAGUUCAUUUAUAUGCC
Hibiscus syriacus is the source of this 1503-nucleotide messenger RNA. RefSeq names its product serine/threonine-protein phosphatase PP-X isozyme 2. Gene Ontology annotation, molecular function: protein serine/threonine phosphatase activity. Gene Ontology annotation, biological process: peptidyl-serine dephosphorylation; double-strand break repair via homologous recombination. The record is from RefSeq and is a predicted model, not a curated record. Lineage: Eukaryota; Viridiplantae; Streptophyta; Magnoliopsida; Malvales; Malvaceae. The coding region runs from base 154 to 1071 and encodes 305 amino acids. The transcript has 8 exons. Gene Ontology annotation, cellular component: cytoplasm; nucleus.